Lotus japonicus is the source of this 3336-nucleotide messenger RNA. Its product is annotated as wings apart-like protein 2. The coding region runs from base 262 to 3033 and encodes 923 amino acids. The transcript has 13 exons. Gene Ontology annotation, biological process: regulation of chromosome condensation. Lineage: Eukaryota; Viridiplantae; Streptophyta; Magnoliopsida; Fabales; Fabaceae. The record is from RefSeq and is a predicted model, not a curated record.
GAAGAAAAUUUUCAAAUUCACACAAAACCCAAUUCAAUCCUCCUCCUCCUCCUCCACAACCCCCACCACCACCGCCACCGCCACCGCAACCAUCUUUUCUUCCUCCUCCGUCGGUUCUUCUUACUCUGCCAAUUUCUCCUUAAUUUCCCAUAAAGCCCCUCGCCUUAUCCGAAAAUGCCCAAUUCCCACUCUUCCACAUAGCAAACCACCACACCAACCACCACCACAACACAAACCCUCCGAUCCCGGCGCAAUCGAAAGAUGAUCGUCCGCACCUACGGCCGCCGCAACAGAUCAAUCUCCGGCACGUGCUCUGGCUCCUCCCUAAACGACGACGCAUCGAGGGACUCCCUCUCUCAAGAACACGACGACGACCCCUUCUACAGCGGCGGCGGCGGCGGCUUCGCGUUCUCGUCGCAGGAUUCCUCCUCGCAGUGGUUGCUUUUCGAUUCGGAGCCGAGCUCGAUCGACGACGUGUACGGCGGCCGCCAGGAGUCGAAGAGAGUGAGGAGGAGUGAGAGAAACGGGAUCUCGAUUCCGGCCACGACGUCAACGCUUAUGGAGGCGCAGGAGUUUGGGGAAAUGAUGGAGCAUGUUGAUGAGGUUAAUUUCGCCCUCGAUGGGCUCCGUAAGGGUCAGCCUGUGCGGAUCAGAAGGGCGAGCUUGGUGUCGCUCUUGUCAAUUUGUGCCACCACGCAGCAGCGAAGGCUCCUCCGCAGUCAAGGGAUGGCAAAGACAAUUGUUGAUGCUAUUUUGGGCCUCGGUCUGGAUGAUUCUCCUAGCAAUCUUGCUGCUGCAACCCUUUUCUACAUUUUGACCAGUGAUGGUCAAGAUGAUCACCUCCUUGAAUCACCUGGUUGUGUUAAAUUUCUAAUCAAGUUGUUAAGACCAAUUAUCUCCACUGUUAUUAAAGACAAAGCACCAAAAAUUGGCUCUAAACUACUCUCAUUGCGGCAGAAUGAUGGCAUGCUAAAAAAUACAACAGGAAGAUUCGACUCCAGUUCUGUUGCAGUAUUUUCUAGCGUUCAAGAAAUUCUAGUAAACUGCAAAGAACUAAAAACAGUUUGUCAGAAUGACAGUUGUGUUGAAAGGCCAGAAUUAUGCCCUAAAUGGUUAGCAUUGCUGACCAUGGAGAAGUGUUGUUUAUCUGCCGUUUCUCUCGAUGAAACCUCUGGCGCCGUACGGAAGACCGGUGGAAAUUUUAAGGAAAAACUAAGAGAGUAUGGAGGACUUGAUGCAGUCUUUGAAGUUGCCAUGAAUUGUCAUUCAGAUUUGGAGAAUUGGAUGGAGGAUAGUUCUCUGUCAACCAAAGAUUUGAGAAAUGACAAAUGUCUAAAGAGCCUAACCUUGCUUCUCAAAUGCCUGAAGAUAAUGGAAAAUGCUACUUUCCUAAGCAAAGACAAUCAGGCUCAUUUGCUUGGAAUGAAAGGAAAGUUGAGUCCUCAGGCAACCCCAUUUUCUUUUACAGAGCUGAUUAUAACCGUCAUAAAGAUCCUCUCAGAACUAUGUUUACGUCGGGGUGCCUCUGCUGCUGCAUCCAAUAAUGAUAGCAUGCCUAAUGAUCCUUUCUCUAUGGGCAGUCAUGACUCUGAAUUGGAUCAAGUCAGAGAUUAUAAAGAGAAUGAGACUUUAUCCGUUAGUUCCAGCAGUAAAUACGGCAGCGUAGAGAGAGCCUCUUCUAUUAAGAGUUCUAAUGUUACGGAAAACCGCCGACUGUUGACAUGUAGACAGUUGGACAGUUCGCUAUCCAUUUCUGAAACUCCCAGCACAUCAACUUCUGAUACUUAUUCACUAAAUAUGAGGGUCAAUUCUUCCACGUCUGGGUCUCAUAGUGGUGCGUCAAAGAGUUCAUACCGUAAAACAUCUGUGAUCCAAAAUAGUUCCAACAAGAAUGUACACUCUACGAAAGGUGCGGCAGUUGUAAUCUUGGAUGAUAACCAAGAUCCCUUUGCAUUUGAUGAGGAUGACUUUGCACCGUCUGGGUCUAAUAGUGGUGCGUCAAAGAGUUCAUACCGUAAAACGUCCGUGAUCCAAAAUAGUUUCAACAAGAAUGUGCACUCGACGAAAGGUGCGCCAGUUGUAAUCUUGGAUGAUAGCCAAGAUCCCUUUGCAUUUGAUGAGGAUGACUUUGCACUGUCUAAAUGGGACCUACUAUCAGGGAAACAGAAAAUACCUCAUUCUAAAAAACAUGAGGUAGAAAACAGAGAAUUUGAAAAUAGAUGUCAAUCUCAAAGCAAUAUGAGCCAGCAAGAACUAAGCCAUGGGGACAUCAAUUGUUCCAGUUCUGAAGUUGGUGGUGAAGAAGGUUCCAGCCUUCUAACUGAUUGCCUUCUUGCUUCUAUUAAGGUGUUGAUGAAUUUGACUAAUGACAACCCUGUUGGCUGUCAGCAAAUUGCUGCCUAUGGAGGACUAGAAACUAUGUCUAUGUUGAUUGCUGGCCAUUUUCCUUCUUUCAGCAGCCCAUCGUUAUCCUUCGCUCUGAUAAAAGAAAAUACUUCAAGAAGUGUGAAAGACCAUCAAUAUGAUAAGCAUCUCACUGAUCAUGAGUUAGAUUUUCUCGUUGCUAUUCUAGGCCUGCUUGUAAAUCUAGUUGAGAAGGAUGGUCGCAACAGAUCGCGUCUUGCAGCAGCUAGUGUCCUGCUACCUUCUUCAGAAGGUCUGGACCAGGAGGUUCAGCGGGAUGUUAUUCAAUUAUUAUGCUCUAUUUUCUUAGCUAACCAGGGUGAACAUGAGGGAGCUGGGGAAGAUAAACAGUUUGUACUGAAUGAUGAGGCAGCUGUUCUACAAGGUGAAAAAGAAGCUGAGAAAAUGAUUGUGGAAGCUUAUUCUGCACUGCUUCUAGCAUUUCUUUCCACUGAAAGCAAGAGCAUCCGUGCAGCAAUUUCGGAGAAUCUUCCAGGGCACAACUUAGCGAGUCUUGUACCUGUGUUGGACAGAUUUGUGGAAUUUCAUCUGUCUUUGGACAUGAUUUCACCAGAGACUCAUAAAGCUGUUAGCGAGGUCAUCGAAUCGUGUAGGAUUCGCAAAAGCUGAAAUCGAAAACUCUGUACAGCCACAGCUUACAUUAGGGUUUGUUGUUACUCCGGUGGAAAUGUGACUGCUGCAGCUCACUUCAUUGCAGAGUAUGACCAAUGUUUAUACUCUGUUCAUAGAGCUUAUACCCUUAUUUUUAUAUCACCAUGCUGGUGAUGCUUGUAUAAAAAAAAUCAAUAGUGGGAUGCGUUCCUAGCAUAGUUUGUGUGUAAUCAAUACUGGUAAUUUUUUUUUUUUCCUUUUUUUCAUUUUAUUCUUUCAUCUUGUAUCCGAAGCUUAUAUAUUAUGUCUCAAGUUUUCACA